AUGGUAUACUCUACUCAUUCACAGGUGGUCAGGAAGAUAGUUUCGGUGCAAUGGAAUGACUCGUAUGGAAAUGACUCUGAGAGCAUGUUGGGUUACAGCGACGACAUAGUUGGUAACUAUGUCAUGUCCCUUCUGUACAAGUUCCUACAGUUUGACUCCAACUUCAACGUAAUGCUGGUGUUUGCUCACAGCUAUGAUAUCCAACCUUUCCACGAUAGGUAUCUACAAAACCUAAACGCCACCUCUAUGGGCUGUAACUACUCUGAAUCGUGUCUGGACAGUUACCGUGAUAGAGAGUCCAACAUUCUUCUAACUUACAGCUCGGCGAUGCUAGAAGCCUGCACAUACACAGAUAUGGUUAUCUUUGUCAACUACCUACCAGACUUAGAGGACUACAGUUUGGCUGUUCAUACACUAAAAGCUGGCUGCGGGUUCUGUUAUUUGAUUUACGACCCGGAGACUGUUGAGGCCGACACGCGAAGCCCAUCAAUUUGCGAAGACAACAGUCUUGAAAGCCAGCUUCAAAGGUAUCACAGUGUCAUAACGGACGAACAGACUCCUCUAAGUCCAGUACAAAUAGGUCCAAGCAUGGAGAUGCUGGCUACGAUGCUUGAAGUCGAGGAAAGUGUUCUAUGCAACCGCUACUACGAUGCGGUGACCUACUAA
Molecule: messenger RNA, 666 nt
Organism: Eremothecium sinecaudum
Lineage: Eukaryota; Fungi; Ascomycota; Saccharomycetes; Saccharomycetales; Saccharomycetaceae
Product: HDL392Cp
Exons: 1
Coding region: 1-666 (221 amino acids)
Source: RefSeq, a predicted model, not a curated record